Molecule: messenger RNA, 237 nt
Organism: Rangifer tarandus platyrhynchus (Svalbard reindeer)
Lineage: Eukaryota; Metazoa; Chordata; Mammalia; Artiodactyla; Cervidae
Source: the annotation of a GenBank genome assembly
AUGGAGAGGGUGGUGGUCACACUUUUGCAUCAGCAUCUCUUCCAGAACAUCGGGCUUGUGAACAGGGCCACAUGCCCGUGUGGAGAUUCUGGAGCCCCUCCGCCGCCGCCCAGAUCUGUGGGAACACUUUCUAACUCAGCCCUCAGAGGAGGCGGAGAGCAGAGGGCUGAUGGAUGGGUGUCAGCCGUGGGCUACGUCACCCGCGUCCUCACCACAGCCAGGGGCGACGUCUCCUGA